Messenger RNA from Thunnus maccoyii (southern bluefin tuna), 1374 nucleotides. Its product is annotated as GTPase IMAP family member 7-like. Bases 170 to 1066 code for a protein of 298 amino acids. Gene Ontology annotation, molecular function: GTP binding. Lineage: Eukaryota; Metazoa; Chordata; Actinopteri; Scombriformes; Scombridae. The transcript is spliced from 4 exons. The record is from RefSeq and is a predicted model, not a curated record.
GUAGUCCCAACAAUAGUCUGGAGUGACAAUACAAGCCUUCCAUAGCUGUGCACUUGAGACAGUGUUUCCAGCAUCACUACAUCUGACUGUGACACCAUUCAUCAUCAUCUGCCAGCCACCAAUCAACACUACACGCUUCAGAUAAUCAAGUUCAGCAAUCUGAGCAGAAAUGGCAUCCAGGAAGUCAUCUCCACCUCCUCAAUCUGCCAAACGCAUGAGAUUAGAAGGACCUGCAGGUUCUGAUGAGUGGAGGAUUGUUCUGGUUGGGAAGACGGGAGUGGGGAAGAGUUCAGCAGGAAACACCAUCUUGGGUGAUGAAGAAGUGUUUGAGUCUGAACUGUCUGCAGAGUCCGUCACAUCUGAGUGCAAGAAAGAAAGAGGAGAAGUUGGAGGGCGAAAGGUUGCUGUCAUCGACACUCCAGAACUGUUUGACACAACUUUACCCAAUGAAGCUGUGUUGAAGAAGAUCAAGAUGUGCAUCGGUCUGUCUUCUCCUGGUCCACAUGCCUUCCUGGUGGUUCUUCAGCUGGGCAGGUUCACAGAGGAGGAGAAACAAUCAGUGAAAAUGAUUCAAGAAACGUUUGGUGAAGAUGCUUCUAAAUACAUGAUGGUGCUGUUCACUCAUGGAGACAACCUGAAGAAAAAAACCAUUGAAGAGUAUCUCUCAAAGAGCAAAGACCUGACAGACCUUAUCCAGAAGUGUAACAGCCGUUAUCACGUCUUCAACAACAACACAGACGACCCGUCACAAGUCAGUCAGCUUCUGGAUAAAAUAAAGAAGAUGGUUGAUGAGAAUGGAGGGUCACAUUACACCAAUGAAAUGUUCCUGAGAGCAGAGGAAGCCAUCGAGAGGGAGGAAGAACGAAUCCUGAAAGAGUCUGAAGCCAAGAGGAACAAAGAGCUGGAGGAACUGAAGAAGGAACACAGCGGAGAAAUGUUGGCGUUGAAAGAGGAAAUAAUGAAACAAAGACAUGAGCUUGAAGCGAGGGUUGCAGCUGAAAAAAAUAAUACUAUACAUAAGUGCUCUGAUACUAAAGGUCAUACAUUUAUCUGUGUGAUCAGCUGAGGAACUGCAGCUAAAGCAAGACAGAUAAAUCUUAAAUUAAUGCGAAUGCAGAAAGAGAGUAAAGAAGAUUGUUUUAUUUGAUUCAUUGUAGAUCAUCUGUCAGUAUUUAAAUUAUUAUUAAUCAGAUUAGUCAAAAUAAAGUCACAUGCAGUACAUAUUAUUCAUGUUGUAUCUGAGCUUUGAGGGAUGAAAUAAAUGUUUCUAUCGCGGUCGUGUUCUGUUGUGUGUUUCAUAUCCACAUUAUUGCAGCUCCAUGAUUUGUUGUGUUAGUUAUAAACGCUGUAAUGGCUGUAGACUCUAUUCUGACU